CUGGUAUUGGUGCAAUGGCUGAGAAAGAAAAUCGAGAGCAUCUUUGCUAAGAUCGACGAGCACACGUGCAAAACCGCUCGAUUUAAACGGCUUGUACAACCAGCAUUAAAUGAAUAUAUUGUUCGCAGAACUUGGUGAUUUCUUUUCGUUCUUUUCCCCAUGGCAUCCAAACAAAUUGAUCCGUCGCAAACGGGUGCGGUUUCAUCACGAAGCACCGGAUUUCACCAGCGUAAAAUAUCCUUGACAACGGCAUGUCCACCUACGGGUCGCCCAGACUCAAAGCAUCAUCCAUCCUAUGCCAACUUUCUCAAUCAACAACUGUCGGCCAAUCCGCUGUCACCAUCAUCCUCUUACUGGUAUAAAAGGCUGUAUCGAUGGCGGAUUGUGCGGGUCAUCGUAUGGGCCUACAUUCUUCUCAGCGUCGGAUUAUUCACUCUACAUAUCCUGUCCUCCAUUUGGCCCACGGAAUCAAAAGGUAAAAGCCAGAAACAAAAUUUGUCCUCCUGUUGCUUGUUUUGUUUGGCAUGUCAAUUUCGUACACGAGGAAUUGAACAGAGGCAAAAGCAAAUAACACCAGCAAGUGGUGGUCAUGUACUGAAAGUAUACUGACACAUGAUUCCAAGUACAUCAGACAUCGCUUUCCUCCCAGUAUUCGCCAUC
This is a messenger RNA of Radiomyces spectabilis, 660 nucleotides long. RefSeq lists its product as uncharacterized. Lineage: Eukaryota; Fungi; Mucoromycota; Mucoromycetes; Mucorales; Radiomycetaceae. The transcript has a single exon. The coding region runs from base 160 to 609 and encodes 149 amino acids. The record is from RefSeq and is a predicted model, not a curated record.